GGCGGCGUAUGAUGAUGAUCAUAAAUUAAUCGAGUAUCUUGCUGAAGUGUGCGGAAAUCGCAUAGUCGCACGGAGCAUUUUAACGAUAAACAUGACGACUAGGAAAACGUCGUCGACAUUAUACUAG
This is a messenger RNA of Paraglomus occultum, 127 nucleotides long. NCBI's taxonomy places the organism in Eukaryota, Fungi, Glomeromycota, Glomeromycetes, Paraglomerales, Paraglomeraceae. The record is from the annotation of a GenBank genome assembly.